Messenger RNA from Manis pentadactyla (Chinese pangolin), 2147 nucleotides. It is a transcript of the gene SF3A2, whose product is annotated as splicing factor 3a subunit 2. Lineage: Eukaryota; Metazoa; Chordata; Mammalia; Pholidota; Manidae. Gene Ontology annotation, cellular component: U2 snRNP; catalytic step 2 spliceosome; U2-type prespliceosome. The transcript has 10 exons. The coding region runs from base 246 to 1655 and encodes 469 amino acids. The record is from RefSeq and is a predicted model, not a curated record. Gene Ontology annotation, biological process: spliceosomal complex assembly. Gene Ontology annotation, molecular function: zinc ion binding; nucleic acid binding.
GAGACCCUGCGCUCAUUUCCCCCGGAAGUGCUUUUUUUUUCUCCAUUGUGCGCGUGCGCAGAACAGUUGUGGCGGCGGCGACCGAAAAGGAGAUUGUAGCGCGGCGGCGGGUGUGGGUUCUGGUCUCUAGGCCGUCAGACUCCUGAGGCCCCCACCUAGCAGGAGAGCUGCGGUGGGGACGAGGCAUCUCAGACUCAGCAUCCAGAGGUUCCUCCCGCGGUUGGUAGAGCCCCGCAGCCCCCACUAUGGACUUCCAGCACCGCCCUGGGGGCAAGACCGGGAGCGGAGGCGUGGCCUCCUCCUCCGAGAGCAACCGGGACCGCCGGGAGCGUCUCCGGCAGCUGGCCCUAGAAACCAUUGACAUCAACAAGGACCCCUACUUCAUGAAGAACCACCUGGGCUCCUACGAGUGCAAGCUGUGCCUGACACUCCACAACAACGAGGGCAGCUACCUUGCGCACACCCAGGGGAAGAAGCAUCAGACUAACCUGGCCCGGCGAGCAGCCAAGGAGGCCAAGGAGGCCCCGGCCCAGCCGGCACCAGAGAAGGUCAAGGUGGAGGUGAAGAAGUUUGUGAAAAUCGGCCGCCCCGGCUACAAAGUGACCAAGCAGAGGGACACGGAGAUGGGCCAGCAGAGCCUCCUCUUCCAGAUUGACUACCCCGAGAUCGCCGAGGGCAUCAUGCCCCGCCACCGCUUCAUGUCUGCCUACGAGCAGAGGAUCGAGCCCCCGGACCGGCGCUGGCAGUACCUGCUGAUGGCCGCCGAGCCGUAUGAGACCAUCGCCUUCAAGGUCCCGAGCAGGGAGAUCGACAAGGCCGAGGGCAGGUUCUGGACUCACUGGAACCGGGAGACGAAGCAGUUCUUCCUCCAGUUCCACUUCAAGAUGGAGAAGCCGCCGGCCCCUCCAAGCCUCCCCGCCGGGCCCCCGGGGGUGAAGCGGCCCCCGCCCCCGCUGAUGAAUGGUCUGCCCCCUCGGCCCCCGCUGCCUGAGUCCUUACCUCCGCCCCCGCCAGGGGGCCUGCCUCUGCCUCCCAUGCCGCCCAGUGGGCCUGCACCCUCGGGGCCCCCGGGCCCUCCCCAGCUGCCGCCCCCAGCACCCGGGGUCCACCCCCCAGCCCCCGUGGGCCACCCACCAACAUCCGGGGUCCACCCCCCAGCUCCAGGGGUCCAUCCCCCCGCUCCCGGGGUCCACCCCUCAGCUCCCGGGGUCCACCCACCCACAUCUGGGGUCCACCCCCCUGCUCCGGGGGUCCACCCUCCAACCCCAGGGGUCCACCCACCCGCUCCAGGGGUCCAUCCACCAUCUGGGGUCCACCCUCCAACCCCAGGGGUCCACCCACCCGCUCCAGGGGUCCAUCCUCCACCAUCUGGGGUUCAUCCACAGGCCCCGGGGGUCCACCCUCCAGCUCCUGGGGUUCAUCCCCCAGCCCCAGGGAUCCACCCCCAGCCUCCUGGGGUUCACCCCCCACCUCCUGGGGUCCACCCAUCAGCCCCUGGAGUCCAUCCUCCAGCUCCUGGGGUCCACCCCCAGCCUCCUGGAGUUCACCCCUCAAAUCCUGGGGUACACCCCCCAACUCCUAUGCCCCCAAUGCUGAGACCCCCAUUGCCCUCCGAAGGCCCUGGGAACAUUCCCCCCCCUCCCCCAGCCAACUGAAAAGCUGCCGCCCUUCAGGGCAGGUCUCUGUGUGUGUUUUCCUGCGUGUGUCUCCUGAACCAAGUCUGGUGCUUCUGUACAGGGCUGGGCCGUGUCCCCAGAGCUCAUUAAACAGCACCCCAACACCUGGAGUGAGUCACUGGGCAGGUGGGCGUGGCUGUCCCUGGGGUGCCCCUCCAUGUCCUGGGGCUCAGGGCAUUGGGUGACCCUGGGGACUGUCAGGACUUGGUGGCCUGUUGUGGCAGCUGCCCCCUGGAGGUGGCUGGAUAGAGGAAAGGGCCUGCCAGCCCGCAGUGAGUCUGGGGUCUGUCCCCUGGGCGGAGAGCCAGGUAAAGACUACUCCCUGUGCUGGGGGCUCCAGGCCGAGGUGCCCGUGCUCUGCAGCCCCAAGUUGGGGGAACAUGGGGAGAUUCUCUGGCUGGGCCCCUCCUUGGAUCUGAACACUGAGUCAUGGGGUCUGCCUUUGGGCCUGGGUGUUCAGGGGGCCUCUGC